AUGGAGUCGAGAUCGAUGCUGCUCUUCGUCCUCCUCUGGACCAUCGGAGGCUGUGAAGUUCGAGACCUGUCAGGAAAACAGUUCACGUUUCCCAGCGACCCCAGAGGUGUAAACCAGCCCCACGUUGUUCUUCGUGCUAAUACCCGCUCCGUCUCCGUCUCCGUCAUGACCGUCUGCCUUCGCUUCUUCUCCCAGCGGAACCGGAUGCAGGGACUCUUUUCUUUGGCCACCCGCGACCACUCAAACGUUCUGAUGCUGAACAAAGACGCCGAGGGAUCCUACAAGGUCCACGCAGGCGAUGACACCUACACCUUCAUAAAGCUACCCACCAACAGGAUGGACUGGAACUCGGUCUGCUGGACCUGGGACUCUCAGACCGGGCUGACUCAGCUGUGGUUGAAUGGACUUCGUACUUCACAGAAGCUGGUGGGACGGAAUUAUCCAGUCCACGGUGAUCUGAGCAUCAUCAUCGGUCAGGAGCAGGGUGCGCAUGGAAGUGGUUUCGACAAGAACGACUCAUUUGAAGGAGACAUCACUGCCCUGCACAUGUGGGACCAUGUGGUGUCUGCAUGUGACCUCAGAUCCUACAUGAAUCAGGACUCCUUCUCUCCGGGGAACCUACUCAGCUGGAACAACCUGAGCUUUGAGGUGUCGGGGAACAUCUUCAUCCAGGACGCAGACUUUGAGGAACCAGUCUGUCAGUAA
Molecule: messenger RNA, 705 nt
Organism: Archocentrus centrarchus (flier cichlid)
Lineage: Eukaryota; Metazoa; Chordata; Actinopteri; Cichliformes; Cichlidae
Product: C-reactive protein-like
Exons: 2
Coding region: 1-705 (234 amino acids)
Source: RefSeq, a predicted model, not a curated record